UGCCUAAAAAAUAGGCAAGGGGUAGAUUUUUACAGGAACACUGACGAGUCCAUAGCUCAUUCGCUUGGUGCAGAGUUCUCUCUCUCUCUACUCCCGCCUCCGCCUCCGCCUCCACCUCCACCUCCACCUCCACUCUCUUCCUUCGUGAUUGGGGCUGGGAAGCGAAGGAUGAAGUGAACUGGUGGUGGAACGGACGACCGUGAUCAUCGUGAUGGAGAUGCGGCACGAGGCGGGGCUGUGGACGAGCCUGCUGGCGCUGGCGGUGCUGAUGAUCGCUGUUGGGAUCUGGACCUCCUCCCUCAAGAAGAUGCUGCCCACCUACGCAUUCGGGAUCUCCGUGAUCCUUUUGCCGGACUGGGAGUUCUUCGAUCGGGAUUUCUUCAAGUGGUUCACGCCCAUUCCUGCUCACAGAGCACCGGGCGCCAAUUGGGCUGCCGAUAAUUUCAGGCUCAAGUUCUUUCCUCUGCGGUUGGCACUGAUUACCCUAAUGUAUGGAUUUGGUCUAUACAAGUGGUGGAAGUUCCAAUUUAAAAAUAAAUCUUUCAAACAAUCCGAAUAGCUGGCGCAGAUUGACUUCAGCACUGAAUAUAUUCCUCCUUUACUUGUAAUUUUCCAUUAAUUUCUCUGAAUCACGUAGAAGUGAAUUGGAUAAUAAAUCUAACCUAUACCACAAGAGACAACACCACAAGCACUAGUUCCCUGUCCUUUGGUGGAUCUAACCAAAUUGACCUGCAAACGGGGCUCGAUUCGUAAAUUACUGCAUCAUUUUUUGUUCAACUAAUUUAGUUUAAUUAGAUUUAAUUUAAUUCACUUUAUGAAGUCAUCAUCUUAACACCUUUCCAGUUACACAGAAAGAGGAUAAAUCAUGAGGAUUUUAGAAUUUUUUAAGUUUUAACCAAACGAUCUUGCUAAAAUAGGGGACACAAAAUAAUUUAAAACAAUAUUUAUAUCCGUCGAGAAUCGAACCAUGUUACACAUCCUAUUCUAGUACCAAGUCGGUUACAUCAGCUAGGCAAAUAAUGCAUCAGAUGGGUGAGCACCCCGUGACUUUUGCAUCAUCACCUGGUCUGCAAGUCUCACCAAGUUUGUUUUCAAUUC
Zingiber officinale is the source of this 1098-nucleotide messenger RNA. RefSeq names its product signal peptidase complex-like protein DTM1. Bases 212 to 559 code for a protein of 115 amino acids. The record is from RefSeq and is a predicted model, not a curated record. Gene Ontology annotation, biological process: anther wall tapetum development. NCBI's taxonomy places the organism in Eukaryota, Viridiplantae, Streptophyta, Magnoliopsida, Zingiberales, Zingiberaceae. Gene Ontology annotation, cellular component: endoplasmic reticulum membrane. The transcript is spliced from 3 exons.